This is a messenger RNA of Chelonoidis abingdonii (Abingdon island giant tortoise), 796 nucleotides long. The record is from RefSeq and is a predicted model, not a curated record. NCBI's taxonomy places the organism in Eukaryota, Metazoa, Chordata, Testudines, Testudinidae.
GAACUGGGGACAGAACCCAGGAGUCCCAAUUCCCAGCUCCCCAGCUCCCAUCUCUGGGUGUUGGGUGCUGGCUGGGCCCAUGGCCUGGUCUGUUCUCCCCCCACAGGAGCCCCUCCAGCAGUGGGGUGAAGAGGUGGAAGACGGAGCCAUCUACAGCGUCACCCUGCAUCGGGUGAGGGCGGAGCCUGCGGCCAACGGGGGACCCUGCCCGCUGGCCGGAGUUGGCCCCCCCUGCCCCUUCGUGCAGUACCGCACCUGCAAGCUGCGCCGGCUGCGCGCUGGGACCCUGCCCCAGCUGGUGAGAGGCCUGGUCGCGGCCAGUGCAGAGAGCGACCCUGGCUACCUCCCCAGCUUCCUGGCCACCUACCGUGCAUUCGCCACCCCUGGCCGCGUGCUGGAGCUCCUGCUGCCGCUGGGCCCCGACAGGGCUGUGCUGCAGGUGCUGGAGCUCUGGCUGCGUGAUCACCCUGAGGAUUUCCGGGAGCCCCCCCAGCACCUCAGCCUGCGCCAGCUCCACGGCUACCUGCGCCAGGCAGCCCCGGGCUCGGAGGGGUGUGCGUGGGCCGAAGGGCUACUGCAGAGCUUUCAGGAGGAGCCGGGAGAUGAACAGGCAGAGCCUGAGAGUAAGAUACUCUGGGCUACAGCCCCUGCCUCUGCCUGUCCCCUGGCUACAGCCCCCACCUCCGCCUGUCCCCUGGCCACAACCCCCGCCUCCGCCUGUCCCCUGCCUCUGCCUGUCCCCUGGCUACAGCCCCCGCCUCUGCCUGUCCCCUGCCUCCGCCUGGUGGGCUCAUAA